Pyricularia oryzae 70-15 is the source of this 369-nucleotide messenger RNA. RefSeq lists its product as uncharacterized. The coding region runs from base 1 to 369 and encodes 122 amino acids. Lineage: Eukaryota; Fungi; Ascomycota; Sordariomycetes; Magnaporthales; Pyriculariaceae. The transcript has 2 exons. The record is from RefSeq and is a predicted model, not a curated record.
AUGCAAUUCUUCACUCUCACCCUCGCUCUCUUUACUUUGCGAUUCACUACGGCUGAGCCCAUUCCGGCCAAUGUGGGCUUGCUCAGCGAGGCAGUAGCCGAUGGACCAAUGGUCGCUCGGGUCAUCCUUAUGAGCGCAAGCGAGGCACUGACGCCAUGCUGCCAAGUUCACUUCAGAGGCAAUUGCGAUUGCGGCAGUUGCCCCAUCGCUUCAUGCAGUUCAUUUGACAGACGAUACUGGGGACGAUUAGCGUCUACUCUCAAGGAGUUCGAUCCAUGUCUUGCCCUUCUACCGACGUACAAAGCUAAAUCGAGUCAAGUCCCAGGGGGGCGCGAUCCCACAUUUGGCCCUUUUGCGGCGGUAGAUUGA